Anneissia japonica is the source of this 829-nucleotide messenger RNA. RefSeq names its product histone H2B, gonadal-like. The record is from RefSeq and is a predicted model, not a curated record. Gene Ontology annotation, cellular component: nucleosome. NCBI's taxonomy places the organism in Eukaryota, Metazoa, Echinodermata, Crinoidea, Comatulida, Comatulidae. Gene Ontology annotation, molecular function: protein heterodimerization activity; DNA binding; structural constituent of chromatin. Bases 401 to 769 code for a protein of 122 amino acids. The transcript has a single exon.
AAUUAGUAUACUGAAUACAUAUAGGCCUACUAUUUACAUGCAUUGGUUUUAUUAUUCGGCCAUACUGUACAGUAUUACGUUUUUACUCACCUUGGAAAUUUCAUUGCCAUGUACAACUAAUUUUGGGCGUGUGCUAGCUAUAUUGUUGAAUAAAACAAUGUUAGGCGUUGCAAAAUAGGAGCUAGAAUAAUAGGUUCUUUGAUAAGGCCUGCUAUACCGUUCAUACAGCCCGCUUGGAAUAAUUAUUUUCAAUUCAAUAAAUCGCGCGUUUUUAAUAUCCAAUAGAAAGCCUUGAGUAGUAGCCUAGGUAACGUGAAGUCCUACUUUGCAUAUCUCACUCUAUAAAUACCGUGCUCGUUUAAGGAGUUAUCACUUAUCUAUUCGUAGACUGUCUAGAAACAUGCCUCCAAAAACUUCAGGAAAAGCUGCUAAAAAGGCCGGUAAGGCUAAAGCCGUAAGAACUGGCGAUAAGAAAAGAAAACGUAAGCGAAAGGAAAGUUAUAGCAUCUACAUCUACAAGGUGUUGAAGCAAGUUCACCCAGACACUGGUAUCUCGAGCAGAGCCAUGGGAAUCAUGAACAGCUUCGUCAACGACAUCUUCGAACGUAUUGCCGGUGAAGCAUCUCGUCUUGCUCACUACAACAAGAAAUCCACCAUCACCAGCAGGGAAGUCCAGACCGCUGUUCGUCUCUUGCUGCCUGGUGAAUUGGCUAAACAUGCCGUGUCUGAAGGCACCAAGGCUGUCACCAAGUACACCAGCUCCAAGUAAACAUGACGGCGCAAUUUCAAACCAAACGGCUCUUUUCAGAGCCACCAAAAGUUCAAAAGA